CUUUUGAUCAAAAUUUGCAUUGUUUGGUUCCUGGGACACUGAAAAGGGAUGAAAAGAGGAAGGCCAGAGUCCUGAGCUUUUGAGAUGACGUUUGUUUGACGAAGGAGCCAAUAAUUAUUUUUGUUUGCUUUUUAUUUUCAUUUAUAGGCUGCAGUUCUGAACAAAGAUACGGCAAACAGCAUAAAAAUUGGGCAUGUUGUCUAUCAGAUGCAUGUCACUGGGACAUUUUUUAAAACCAUGGUUUUGCUUUCAGAUGGUGGAACCCUCACUGUUUAUUUUAAUAUUGCCGGACAUUGCGUAGAUCGCUUUGUGUUAGGAAAUGCAGAAAUAUUGCAGUUGACGCCACAUUCCUGAAUGUUAUCUGUCCUUCCCAGGGUUUGGAUGAAGACACGCUGAAGAAGGAGGGGAAAACAAAAAACUAGGCUCUGAUCUUCUAAUGCCUAACAGGGUGGAGACAUGAAAGGACAGCAGAAAGCGACGGAGACAGAGGAGGGCACCGUGCAAAUCCAGGAAGGUGCAGUGGCCACAGGGGAGGAUCCCACCAGCGUGGCCAUCGCCAGCAUCCAGUCGGCCGCCACCUUUCCCGACCCCAACAUCAAAUACGUCUUCCGGACGGAGAAUGGAGGCACGCAGCUGAUGUACAGAGUCAUUCAGGUGGCCGAGGGGCAACUAGACGGGCAGACGGAGGGCACGGGGGCCAUCAGCGGCUAUCCGGCCACGCAGUCCAUGACCCAGGCGGUCAUCCAGGGAGCCUUCACCAGCGAGGAUGCCGUCGAGACGGAAGCCACGGCCACCGAGACCCACUACGCCUACUACCCUGCCACGGCGGUGGCCGACUCCAGCACUUCCACGGGGGCCGGGACGACCGCCACGGCGGUGGUGACCACCCAGAACUCGGAUGCCCUGCUUGGGCAAGCCACGCCGACCGGCACAGGGCAGUUUUUUGUCAUGAUGUCGCCCCAAGAGGUUCUGCAGAGCGGGACACAGCGAUCCAUCGCGCCGAGGACGCACCCCUACUCGCCGAAGUCGGAAGCGCCUCGGACGACCCGAGACGAGAAGCGCCGGGCGCAGCACAACGAAGUGGAGCGCCGGCGCCGGGACAAGAUCAACAACUGGAUCGUGCAGCUGUCCAAAAUCAUCCCCGACUGUUCGAUGGAGAACACCAAAUCUGGGCAGAGUAAAGGCGGCAUUCUGUCUAAAGCCUGCGACUACAUCCAGGAGCUGAGGCAGAGCAACAUCCGUCUCUCGGAGGAGCUGCAAGGCCUGGACCAGCUGCAGAUGGAUAACAAGGUCUUGCGGCAGCAGGUCGAAGACCUGAAGAGCAAAAACCUGCUCCUGCGCGCCCAGCUGCGCCAGCACGGCGUGGAGGUGAUCAUCAAGGACUCCCACUGACCGGCCGCCGGGCAGGAGAGCUCAGCUCUGGCCAGCGUGGCUCCUUUGCGGCCACAGAGGGCGCCUCGUUGCUGGGCUCGCGGGCCCGCCUGGGCCUCCGUUCUCGUUCUACAGAAGCAGAAGGCAGGGACAGCGAGCCCCACAGCCCCAGGGCCUCUGGCACGGACCCUCGGCCUCCUCCCUGCCGGUCCUGACACCCGCAGCCUCCCGACAAAAGACUCCUUGUUUUAAUCACCCCCACCGAGGCCCGGGUUGCGUCCUCUGACCUUCACCUGCCCAAGCCGCCUUUGCACGGGUCGGAGGCAGGGGAACGCACGCACAUGCAUGCAUGCCGUAUCACGUAGACACUUUGCACGCCCGCCCUCUCCCCUCUGCCCCACAGCCUUCGGUGCCGCCUCCUGGGAAGCUGGAGAGCCGGCCUUGGUCCA
Pogona vitticeps (central bearded dragon) is the source of this 1820-nucleotide messenger RNA. Lineage: Eukaryota; Metazoa; Chordata; Lepidosauria; Squamata; Agamidae. The record is from RefSeq and is a predicted model, not a curated record.